AUUAUUAUAUACAUUGGCAGCGCAGUUGCAAAAGUUACGUGAAAACGUAAAGGACAAACGGCGCGCCUUCUUCAGCAACGGCGUGUCUGUGCGUGAAUUUGUGUGCGCGCGUGUGUGUGUGUGUGUGCUCGCAGUGUGUUGUGCAAACAGAAAAACAACAUCAAGCGAUGUGCAGAAACGUGCAAAAUAUGCUGAGCGCAACCAAAAUUGGCGACUGCCACUAACUGAAAUACAAAUCUCAGCGUAAAUCAAACGGAAAUCACAGCAACUUAUAAAAUUUGUUGCAAAGUGGAGUACUUUACCAAUCCCGGGGGCAUGACAACGGCGUGGUCACUACUCCAAUUAAAAGCGUAAUCAUCAAAAGGGUCUCUUAGACGCCCCCCAUUGGAUGUACAUAUAUGUGUCAUAAUUUAUGCAGAUAAAAGGUGACGCAACGUGGCCGCGACUCAAUUGCGGUUCGAUAUAGGGCUAGAGUACGAAGCACAGUUAUUCGUGCGAGAGCAGCGGACUAACAUAGAUCGACGGAACGGAGUACGAACGGACAAACAGAAGCGAGCGCAUCGUACAGAUCAUUAACAAAGCAACAUGGCCCGGUUAUCUGGCUGAACCGUUAGCCAACUUUGAGCCUCACACAGUCAGUGAGCGACCCAGCUGUAAGGCGCGAGCUAAUUGAGAAAUCGACACCUGCGGGAAACAUCCGAGAGCUGUGUUCAGAAUGCGACGUCCGAAAAUUUCGCUGAAAAAAUAUUUCUACUUUACGCUGAUCUGUGCGCUGCUUCUAAUCUUUGGGUUCAAUCUCAGAGAGAAAGAGAUAUGGAAGUCGGGAAUCACGCGACCCGCUCUAACCCCCGCAGCGUCGCCGCUGCACCAACAGCGACGUGAGCUUAAUACUAAUCAGGUGAAGACUUCGUCUUUGGUGGACGCCACAGUGAUAUAUGCUUCAGCGCCGCCAGCUUCGCCUGAAUCCCUGCCCGACCCAACUGAGUCACAGCCGCAGCAGCUGGAGGCCGAGGGCGAGGAGGCAGAGGCAGAGGCGGAGUCCGAUACUGCAGCCGAUAAGCGCGCUGAGCCAGCGCCCACAGCCAAGCCCUGGUUCUUUCGCAAUGGCGAAUACUACCCGAGGCCAGCGAAGAUCUUCAGCAAUCGCAAGGCCCGCAAGCAGCAUGCCCCGAAACUAUUCCCACACCAGGAUCCGCACAACGACCGCGUCAUCAAUCAGCUGAUGUAUGUGCCACACAACUACGAUCAGAUCAAGGCGAGUGGCAAGCUGAAAACCAUUCUCCUCUACAACGGACUGGGUCCGUGGAAUGUGAAGAAGGGGCGCGAGGUUUUCCUGCGCUCCAAGUGCCCCGUGGACACCUGCGAGCUGACUGCCAAUCGAGAUCUGGCCAGCGUGGCAGACAUGAUACUAUAUAAGGAUAACUACAUUCCAACGGGCAUACGCCGGCCCAGCAAUCGCAAGCAGGUGACCAUGAUGUACUACCUGGAAUGUCCCUACCACACACAGAACGUCAAGGUGCCAGACGCCAUCAACUGGACGGCCACAUACAGACGCGACAGCACUGUGAUGGCGCCCUAUGAGAAGUGGCAAUACUAUGAUACGAAGCUGCAGCAGCAGGAGCAGGAUCACAACUAUGCACUGAACAAAACGAAAAAGGUUGCCUGGUUCGUCUCCAAUUGCGGAGCACGCAACGGCCGAUUGCAGUACGCACACGAGCUCCAAAAGCACAUUGAGGUGGAUAUCUAUGGUGGCUGUGGCAAUUUUAAAUGCCCACGGAGCACUGCUGACAAGUGCUUCGACAUACUGGACAACGAUUACAAGUUCUACUUGGCAUUCGAGAACUCCAACUGCAAGGACUACAUCACAGAGAAGUUCUUUGUGAAUGCACUGAAUCGCAAGGUGUUGCCGAUUGUGAUGGGCGCCCGGCCCGAGGAUUACGAGGUGAGUGCUCCGCGUCGCUCCUAUAUACAUGUGGACGAGUUUGCCUCGCCCCGAGAGCUGGCCGAGUACCUGCACAUACUCGACAAGGACGACGAGCUCUAUAACUCGUACUUCAAGUGGAAGGGCACCGGCGAGUUCAUCAAUACGUACUUCUGGUGCCGCGUCUGCUCCACGCUCCACAACGAGGAACAGUUGCGUAAGUCCACCUGGUACUCGGACAUCAACGAAUGGUGGCGGGGUCCUGGGGUCUGCACCUCGGGCUCGUGGCGCAACUUCAAGGCGCGCAUGGACGUGAUUAGCGAUGAUUGAGGGCAUGACGUGGUCCAGAUAGUGGACGGCGCAGGUGUCUUUACAUAAUCAAAAUCCCAUAUGUGUGGCUGGCUAUACAGUAUAUUGUUGUUGUUUUUGUAGGAAUCUGUUUGUACUGUAUUGUAAGAAACGAAGCAUGAAAGAAGACAAGCAGCAAGCAUUCCCCUUCGCUUUGAACGAAGAACCGAAACAAAUUGGUUUUCUAGCUAGAACUAAGUGCUUCACAUAAACAUGUUUGUAUGUAUAUGUAUUUAUAUAUAUAUUCAUAUGCAUGAGCAAAUCGAAAAUCAAACGAGCAUGAGGCAAAAGCCUCGGUACAAAUCGAGGAAUAAACAUGUUCCUUCCAGGAUUGAGAGAAAUCGCUUAUGGAUAGUCAAAUGCAAAAGGACAGAGACAAGCGCAUAGAAACUAGCCUAUACAUAGACUAAAGAUCCCGCGAAGAUCAUUUGUAACAUAUACAAUACGAGGAAAGUAAAAAUCCAAAAUAAAUAAGAGAAAUUAGCUUAGUUAUACAAAUUAUAUAGUACUCAAUGUAUAUUUCAGUUGUUCAAAGAGCAAGUCCAAUUUAGCGCAUAGGCCAAAGACGUAUGGGACGAUACGGACGGACGCACAGACAUGCGGACACACGAAAUGAAUGUUCAUUAGCGGUAUAUAUACUAUAUGCGAUAUAUAGCUUAUAUACAAUAUAUAUGUAGGCCGUAAGUCGGUUGCAUACGUAUAUACCAAAUAUAUAAUUAUAGACCGUUUUGUAAGCAUUUUUGUAAGCAACAAAGUCAAGAUCAUUUCUUUUUUAUAUUUUGCGUAUUUAGAUAGUUUCGAUUGCAUAGAUUUGCUCUUAAUUGGAUCAGCAGAUAUCGUAGAUAAUCAUCGCACAACAAACAAGCGCAAUACUCAGACUAGUCUGAGCCUUAAUCUGUACGUUAGCUUUUAGG
Drosophila mojavensis is the source of this 3183-nucleotide messenger RNA. It is a transcript of the gene FucTA, whose product is annotated as glycoprotein 3-alpha-L-fucosyltransferase A. The transcript has 6 exons. Lineage: Eukaryota; Metazoa; Arthropoda; Insecta; Diptera; Drosophilidae. The record is from RefSeq and is a predicted model, not a curated record. Gene Ontology annotation, cellular component: membrane. Bases 716 to 2251 code for a protein of 511 amino acids. Gene Ontology annotation, molecular function: alpha-(1->3)-fucosyltransferase activity.